UUCAUUAUCACUUUUUGUGAUUUUAGCAGCUGCGAGGCUUUACUACGUGCACAAGUGAAAGACAUGUCAGGGUGUUCGUCUGUUUUAGGUGUCUGUGCUUCCUCAUGCAGGUGUCAAUCUUGGCAAGAAUCAAUUUAUUAUUUUAAUUUAACAUUAUAUAGUGUACCUAUUUGACCACCUUCAGAAAUGACCUAAUAUUGACAUGAUUGCAUCACACAGUUGUUGCAGAUUUCUCAGCUGCACAAUCUCCUGUCUUCCACCACAUCUCAAAGGCGCGUUAUUGGUUUGAAAUUUGGUGACUGUGGAGUACAAUGAACAUAUUGUUAGGUGGCCAAAAGAAACAGGUUGAGAUGUUUGGGCUUUGUGGCUUGGCUGGAAACAGGAAACAGAAAAUGAGUACACUGUGGUCAUAAAGGGAUGGACAUGGUCAGCAACAAUACUCAGGUAGGCUGUGGCACUUAAAUGUUGCACAGUUGAUACUUAAGGGCCUGAAGUCUUUGCCUUCUUCUGCUGCUGCUUUUUUGGGGUCGGCACAGCAGAUCAUCUGCCUCCAUCUCAUCCUAACCCUGCCAUCCUCCGUCAUGUCUAUGCGUGCAUGUCCUCCUUUACUACAGCCACAAAUCUCCUCUUGAUCCUCCUGUUGUAUUGCAGCUUUAUCUUUAACAUCUUUUGUCCAGUAAAUCCACCAUCCUUCCUCUGCACAUGUCCAAACCAUCUUAGUCUUGCGUCUCCCACUAUGUCGCUAAAACCCUCAACCUGAGCUGUCCCUCUGAUGUACUGAUUUCUAAUCUUGUCCCUUCUGGUUACACGUAAUGAAAAUCUUUACCUCUGCCUCUGAUCUUUUUUUCACUGCCACGCCCUGCAAACCAUCAUUGCAUAUUUCAUAGAAGGGUUCACUGCCAUCUUGUACACCUUCUCUUUCACUCUUGCGCCCAUCCUUUUCUCACAAAUCAGCCCUGACACUCAUCUCCACCCAAUCCUCCUUACCUGCACUCUCUCCUCCAUCUCUCUUGUGCAGUCCGUUGCUUUGGUUGGAUGACCUCAGGUAUUAAAAUUCAUCUACCCUCAACCUGUAUCCCUCUCAUUCACACACAUUUAUUCUGUUUCUUCUACUGACUUUCAUUCCUCUUUUCUGCAGAGAAAAGCUGUAAUUCCACUGUCAGCCUAUUGUUGUAUAACAUAUUAAUCAUCAUUGUGAUGAAGUUUGUUUUCUGGCAUGAACGUAAACCACACAUAGGCACGCAGAGCUGGCAUGCAACACCUUAAAUUAAACGAGAAGCAGCAUUGUGCUACUGUUAGCACUGUUUCUUAAUCCCACUGUGAUGGGUUUCAUCUCUUACCUGCAGUGGUGCAUGUCACACAAACCGAAUAUGAAAAGCGUAGGAUCGAAGUCAGUAAGAGUAGCUGUAAUAUCAGCAACGGCCACACAGUGGCAGUGUGUUCAUGGUGGAAGGCUUGUUGGGCUUGUGGGAAACGUCUGCUCAGCUUGUGUGUAUGUGUGGUGAUGACGAUGAGUCAGUCUCAACUCAACAUAUCCCCUUAAAUUCCAAAUUGCACAAAUGUCAUUGCACAACAUCACUUUUCCUCUUUUCGAAAUACAGCUGGCACGCUUUUAUUCGUUCCGAGGAAACUUUUAGAAACUGACUGAAGCAUGUGAAGAGUGGGGAAGAAAGAGAACGGUCUGGGAUUCAUCAUGAGUGUUAUGGCAUACUGAGACAUGUCAGCCGGAGCUGCUGUGACCCUGUUCCAGCUGCUCCAGGAUGUGAAGCUGACAUUAAAUUUCAAAAUUCACACUCUGUGCAUGAGUGUGUGUGUGAGAGCAAGUGUUUGUUAAGGCUACGUGGAAUGCUGAACAGGUCAAGGCAGGCUGUUGAAGGUGAAUCUGCGGGGUGGAAAUGUUGCGUGUAGUUGUCUGUACAUACAUGAUUUUUGUCAGCCGUCAAACAGCUUUCAAACCUGAGCUGUACCUUUGCAUCUCUAAUGGUCAUUUUAUUUAAUAAAAAGAACUCCUAAGAAAGCAAUCAGAAUUAACUCAUGAGAAGUAGUAGGUUGUUCUAUAACCAGCACCUUUAUAGCUGAGCUGUUAACUUUCUACAAAAUGUGCUAAUAAACAAUAAUAUAAUAAAUGAAAUAAUUGUUUCAAAGGUGUUUUGACACCUCUCCUCGACCUGUGGUUGUGUUGUGCAGAUGUUAACACCAAACCAGCUGCACCAGGACACUUUUAGAGGAGAUGAAGUUAAAUGAAUGAGUCACAUGAACUCCAAAGUGGUUCAUUUAUGGUGACACCAUGAUCCAACCCAGCUACCUGUUGUGCUCUGCAAGUUUGAACUAAACACCUUCCUGUUGUAGCCAGGUAUGCUUUCUGGCAUGCAGCGGAGUACCGCAGAUGUUUAGAGUACACAAACUCUAGGAACUAGCCAUAAAAUGAGUAAAACUGCCCAGACAAAGAUGAAUGCUGGUCGGUUCUCUGUCUUAUCUACUAGUUCAGAACACAGCACCUUCUUCAAGCCCAGCAGACUGAGUAGGCAUGUGCAAGAGUAGCUGCAGAUACAUAAAUAGAUCUUUUUAAAAUCCUCCAAUGAAAUAAGAGAACGUAACCUUAUAUUUGUUUUGUGGGCAGUAAAAUAUUUAAAUUAGGUUUUUUUUACAUGUUAAGUGUGAUUAAGAGUAACUGCUAAUAGUGUGCCCUGCGACCAGACAUUUAAGUAUUUAAAUUUAGGCGCAGGGCAGAGGUAAACAGGCCAUAUGUGCAGUAUAGUCUUCUUUUAGCUAAACACAACCUUCCUGCCUUUUUAUACAAGAUGUAACGUGAGGGACAAAAGACUCGCCUGUGGCAAAGCGCAGCAGGAUCAGGGGGCUUCAAGGCCAACAAAGAAAUAUGCAUGUGAUCGCUAUACUGCACUUUAGCACAUAUAAGCACGCAGAGCAAGAAGUCACGCACCCUUCGACUUUAUAUCUCAGGAAAUGCUCUGUGUGAGGGAGCUUCCUUGACAGAGCGUGCAUAUAGUCAGUUGAUGGCUGUGAAUGCUGUUUACCGAACCCCGUCCCUUCUCUGAUGACAUCACAGCUUCAUGUUUUGAGAGGUUUGCGCCUGAAUAUCUGUUGUGGUUUGUGUUCACUGUAGAUUAGCCCUUCCUACAUAAGCGCUCCCACAUAGUGCUGUGAUGAAUUAUUCAUAGAGUGACAUUUUGCUUUUUCUCAAUAGUUUGUUGUUUGUUGCUGGGAAAUAAUUUCAGUUUACAAAAGCUGUGAAAAUAGUAUCCGUGCCGACCCGUGUACCCGUGAUCAGAUAUCAGCGCUGGUCCUUACUGCGUUCCAAAGUACAAGAAGUUUGAAGUUUGGCUUUAUAUUCCUGUCAUCGAUCAUAAUAAAGUUUCUUUAUGAACAAACAAGACAUCUACAAAUACUUAUUGGCAAUAUUGACAUUUUUUUACUUUAAAGCUCCAACAUGAAUGCCUUCUUAAGGAUUAUACAGAAGGCACUCACACUCUGUAUGAGUGUAUUCUAAGUGUGAGAAAAUAAAUCUUCCUCUUUUUAUCAGCUCUUCAUGCCUUUUCUUUUCCAGCUUUUAUUUGCUGUACAGAGAGUGCUGAGGCAGAGAGAUGUAGGAGGUGAACAGAGACUGCGUUGACAGUGUUGAAAGGUCGAGGACUCUUCUUCUUCUUUUGUCUCCUCCUUCCUGUGAUGCAUUCCCCCCCUUCUACCUGCUGCAGGAGGGGGAGGGGGAGCAUAUCUUUUUUGAUAGGUGUGUAACCACAUAACCACACCUCUGUGUGCUCAAGGGUUUGAGCCCUGGAGGUGUAUGUGAGAGACAAGUACUGGAGUGAGACGAGACUCAACAAUUCGUACUGGGGACUGAGCGUUUUCAGCCAACGAGAGGUAGGAAGGAAGGAAGGAAGGAAGGAAGAGAGGGAGGGAGAGAGAGAAAGCAAGGCAAAGGGGAGAUGAACUCUUUGAGGCUGAAAGAGUUGUCAAACUCAGACUUAUACAGGCGAAGGAAGGAAAAACCAGACAAUGGAAAUGUCAGCGAGAGUUUGGCUUGGGACAGCUACAGCAACAUGGCCAAUGCACUGGCCAAUGCCAUGUGUGAGCGCUGCAAGAGUGGCUUUGACCCAGUAGAGAAGAUAGUGAACAGCAACGGGGAACUUUACCAUGAACAGUGCUUCGUGUGUGCCCAGUGUUUCCAGCAGUUCCCAGAGGGGCUCUUCUAUGAGUUUGAAGGCAGGAAGUACUGUGAGCAUGACUUCCAGAUGCUGUUUGCACCUUGCUGCCACCAGUGUGGUGAGUUCAUUAUUGGCCGUGUGAUCAAGGCAAUGAACAACAGUUGGCAUCCAGACUGUUUCUGCUGUGAUAUCUGCCAGGCUGUGCUCGCAGAUGUUGGAUUUGUUAAGAAUGCUGGAAGGCAUCUGUGCCGCCCAUGUCACAACAGAGAGAAAGCUCGGGGCCUCGGCAAGUACAUCUGUCAGAAGUGCCACGCCAUUAUUGAGGAGCAGCCUCUGCUUUUCAAGAACGACCCCUACCACCCUGAUCACUUCAACUGCAACAACUGCGGUAAGGAGCUGACAGCUGAUGCAAGGGAGCUGAAGGGGGAGCUCUACUGUCUACCCUGCCACGACAAGAUGGGUGUCCCGAUCUGUGGAGCCUGUAGGAGACCCAUUGAAGGCCGUGUGGUUAAUGCAAUGGGCAAGCAGUGGCAUGUGGAGCAUUUUGUGUGUGCUAAGUGUGAGAAACCUUUCCUGGGACACCGUCACUACGAACGCAAGGGCCUGGCCUACUGCGAAACGCACUACAACCAGCUGUUUGGAGAUGUUUGCUACCACUGCAAUCGUGUCAUUGAAGGCGAUGUGGUGUCUGCUCUUAACAAGGCGUGGUGUGUCAACUGUUUUGCCUGCUCUACUUGCAACACCAAGCUCACCCUGAAGGAUAAGUUUGUGGAGGUGGAUCUGAAGCCGGUGUGCAAACACUGCUAUGAGCGCCUCCCUGAUGACAUGAAACGUCGGCUGGCCAAGCGAGAACGUGACUCAAAAGAGAAGAAGAAGAAAUUGAUACCCAUGUGUCUGUGAUCCCUCUCUUUCUGCUCUCUCCUUACUUCAGCUGAUUUUUUCCUUUGGAACAAGUUUGUGGAGUUUGACAUGAAGCCGGUGUGUAAGAAGUGCUAUGAGAAAUUCCCCCUGGAGCUGAAGAAGAGACUGAAAAAGCUGUCUGAAACUGUUGCAAGGAAGUAAAAACGCAGUGGAGCAGCUGGAG
Molecule: messenger RNA, 5247 nt
Organism: Haplochromis burtoni (Burton's mouthbrooder)
Lineage: Eukaryota; Metazoa; Chordata; Actinopteri; Cichliformes; Cichlidae
Product: LIM and senescent cell antigen-like-containing domain protein 1
Exons: 11
Coding region: 3945-5063 (372 amino acids)
Biological process (GO): cell-cell junction organization; positive regulation of substrate adhesion-dependent cell spreading; cell-cell adhesion
Cellular component (GO): cytoplasm; cell-cell junction; focal adhesion
Source: RefSeq, a predicted model, not a curated record